Molecule: messenger RNA, 336 nt
Organism: Rotaria sp. Silwood1
Lineage: Eukaryota; Metazoa; Rotifera; Eurotatoria; Philodinida; Philodinidae
Source: the annotation of a GenBank genome assembly
AUGGUUAUUUGUGAAGCUGCAUCAACAAUUGUAUCACUUAAAUGUGUUACACCAAAAGAACUUAGUUCAGCUGUUAAUGUUCUUCAAUUAUUUAUUUCAUCAUCUAAACCUGUUUUACGUUAUGCAGCUGUUCGAACACCAGCUGUAACAGCUUGUAAUGUUGAUCUUGAAACAUUAAUUACUGAUUCAAAUCGAUCAAUUGCAACAUUAGCUAUAACAACUCUUCUUAAAACGGGUAAUGAAGCAAGUGUUGAUCGAUUAAUGAAACAAAUCUCAUCAUUUUUAUCUGAAAUAUCAGAUCAAUUUAAAACAGUUGUUGUUGAUGCAAUUAACUAA